AUGAUUGUGUUGGAAUUGUCCACAAGUAUCUGUUCAAAAGAUGCUCCUUGUGCAAUCACAAUUGCUAUGACUGGUAUUCCGAUGGCUCCUGGAUUCCACAAAUGGCCACACUGUUGUGAUAUCAUGGCAACUUGUGAGAAAGGUUGUUGGGCCCCUGUGACAUAUUGCUUGAGUGUACCUGUGUACCUCUUCCUGAGGACCACAAAACUUGUCAGGAGACCCUCAAAUAUGCAGAUUUCUGUUGCCAAUUGUGUGAUCAGUACUAGAGUCCACCUUUGUUGUAUCACACAAUUGGCAAUGGAACUCCACAUAUACAAGGGGCUCCUUGCAAGUUUUGUGGUCCUCAGAAAGAGGUACACAGAAGCUGUUCUAAUGUUCAUGAUUAGAUGCCUCAAGUGUUGUAGUUGUGCAUAUUCAUAUUUGGGAGGAAUUGGGUUCUGUAUCAUUUCACCUAUCCGGAACGUGGGCAUGAUGGAGAUCUCCAACUCUCUAGAGCUCGAAGCUUCGAAAGAAAAUUAUUCUUUCCGACAGGGUGCUCUCUGUCGUACUCUUGGGUUUGCUGAGGCAUCCAAACUCAAAGCCCGCACUAUCAAUUUACAAAGGGUAAAUCAAAUGGAUGCAGAUAUGGGUCCCUCUUGUGUUGCAUCCAGAUCAAUUAAUGAUUUUCAAAAUCAUGUGAACUUUUCAAAAAGAAAUUUUGUCCAACAUGCUGAUACCAGCAUUGUGGGAAAAGAAGUAAAUGCGAAAUCUAGAGCGCAGAAAAGAUGGGCGCGAGGGUGUUUUUACUCUGGAUGA
Molecule: messenger RNA, 795 nt
Organism: Melampsora larici-populina 98AG31
Lineage: Eukaryota; Fungi; Basidiomycota; Pucciniomycetes; Pucciniales; Melampsoraceae
Exons: 4
Coding region: 1-795 (264 amino acids)
Source: RefSeq, a predicted model, not a curated record